Rhinocladiella mackenziei CBS 650.93 is the source of this 459-nucleotide messenger RNA. RefSeq lists its product as uncharacterized. The record is from RefSeq and is a predicted model, not a curated record. Lineage: Eukaryota; Fungi; Ascomycota; Eurotiomycetes; Chaetothyriales; Herpotrichiellaceae. The transcript has a single exon. Bases 1 to 459 code for a protein of 152 amino acids.
AUGGACGCCUUCCACUCGCACCUUUCAAUCCUGCAAUCUCAGCUUCAAUCUCAAUUCACCCAGAUCUACGCCUCCCUCCCCGAACCACUCCAACUGUACUUCACGCGCCAGAACCUCCAGAUCCUCCUGCGCGUCAUCAUAAUAAUCUCCAGCUACAUCCUAUUCCGACCACAUCUGGAGUCCUUAUUCCGCAAAGUGACAGGAACUCCGGACCCGAGACAAGCGGAGAUUGAAGCACGGCUCCAACUUCUGAGGCAACAACGAGAAGAUGCCACAAAUGCAAGCAUAGGUACCAAUACGGGUACGAGUGCGAAACCAAGGACGAUGGAAGUCGUGGGGAAAGCCGGGAGGGUGGUGAAACUCGUCGUCCCGGGCGAAAAGGAAGAGCAGGAGAAUCAGAGUCGGAGUCGGAGUCAGAGCCAGAGUGUGAAGAAAAAGGGUGGGAAGAAGAAGAAAUGA